AUGGCUUUACAGAAUCUCACUUUGUAUUUUAAUACUUUUUUUGUUGGGUUCUCUAUCGUCGUCCCUAUCGAUGCUAUGGCACAGGCUUCUAAAUCACAAAACGAUGCUUUAAAUACUUUUAUAGUAGUUGGUGCUUUUGUUGUAUUUGGCGUUUUGUGUAUCACUAUUACUGUUGGAAGGAUAUUUGUACAGCGAAGCUGUAUGCAAGAUAUACCGAAGAGAUAUAUCCCUUUGGUUUCCGAGGACAUGCCUCAUAAGGGAAGUAGAAAUCUCAUAUUAAAACAAAUGAGUAGGUCCCAGAAGUUGAGCAAUCUUUUCCAGAAGCCUAAAGAUCAUGUUAUCCAUGAUGGUGUUGCUCCUCCGAUUUAUGCACAUGAUGUGGACGGGGAAGUAGACACCACAGAAGUUUUACCUGCUUAUUUGAAUUACGAAGAAAGCAUUAAGAUCAUCACCAGCCGUUUGAAGUAUCAAGGUGUUUUCACAAAUAUAAUGACACUGGACCUGGAAAGAGAUGACACGUUUGCUGAGAUUGUACAUUCUUUGUUUGGAAAUAAUAAAAAAUGUGGGGAGGAGAUCGAAGAAUACAUCGAUCUUUACGAGACAAUUCGUUUUUCUGGUAAAGAGAUUAGUCAGGAACAAUUUCUACGUUUUAUGGAUCUUUCACUAUACUUCGUUGAUAUUAUACUAACCACCAAUAAUGAUAAUAAGAAAGUUGCGUCGGGGUAUAGAAGAAAAUCCAACCACGCAACCCAUUUGAGCGUCUCCUCAUCUUUAGAAAAUGGCCAAAAUAGCAAGCUGACGAUUUCACCCGUUAAUACAGACGAUUAUUUCGACACAGAUAGUGCGUCGCAAUCGGAUUCGGAUACUACUGAAAGAUCUAACAUGCAUGAAGAGGCGCCCACCGAAAUGAAUCGAUUAAGAAAAGUAAACACGAGCGAAACGGUGGCUCGGAGAGUAGCAUCGAAUUGUGGACUGCAGGGACCUUUCAACUACGAUUUAGAUGAAAGUCAAGAACCACCAGAGAGUCAAAAGGACUUCAAUAGGUGUCGCAACAUUCUUUCUAAAAUGGAAAGUUACAAAUCCGUAGUACAACAGUCCCCAUCGUAA
Lachancea fermentati is the source of this 1107-nucleotide messenger RNA. Lineage: Eukaryota; Fungi; Ascomycota; Saccharomycetes; Saccharomycetales; Saccharomycetaceae. The record is from the annotation of a GenBank genome assembly.